GUGGCUCCCAGCCUCCCCCGCCCCCUUCCCUCUGGGUCCGCUCCUCGCUCCAGCUCGCAUUUUAUCGCAGGCGGCCGGCGCAGCCCCUUCUCCCCAGCCCCGGCCCCGGCCCCGGCCCCCGCCCACCCCCGGGGUGGAGGCAGCAGCGCCGAGCCGCCCGCGGGAAGAAAGCAGCGCUCCGCCGGCUCCGCGCCCCUCCGCGGGGCCAUGCAGCGCCCCUGUGCCCCCGGUACGAGCGCAGCCCCUCGCCCCGCCGCCCCCCGCGCCCCCUGAGCGCCCCGCGGGGGCUCCGCGCCGCUCCGCGCCCGGCGGUGGGACGGGGCCGGCACAGGCGGCACAGGAAAGCUCCGCGGCUCAGCGCCACUGCCCCGCUGCCCCGGCCAUGGGGAAGGGGCUGGAGGGGACGGCGGCCCGCUGCGGGCUGGGACUGGGAUACCUGCUGCAGACGGUGGUGCUCCCUGCCCUGGCCGUCCUGGGGGCCAGCCGCCCCGGCUCCGCGGCGCAAGAUGAUGAUUUUUUUCAUGAACUUCCGGAAACUUUUCCGUCUGACCCUCCAGAGCCAUUGCCCCACUUCCUCAUCGAACCCGAGGAGGCUUACAUUGUGAAGAACAAGCCAGUGAAUCUGUACUGCAAAGCAAGUCCAGCAACACAGAUCUAUUUUAAGUGCAACAGCGAGUGGGUUCAUCAGAAGGACCAUGUGGUGGAUGAGAGAGUAGAUGAAACCUCUGGUCUGAUUGUCCGAGAGGUGAGCAUUGAGAUUUCCCGCCAGCAAGUCGAGGAGCUCUUCGGGCCCGAGGAUUACUGGUGCCAGUGUGUUGCCUGGAGCUCUGCAGGCACCACCAAGAGCCGGAAAGCCUACGUCCGCAUUGCAUAUCUCCGGAAAACUUUUGAGCAGGAGCCAUUGGGGAAAGAAGUGUCCCUGGAGCAAGAGGUCCUGCUCCAAUGCCGUCCCCCUGAAGGCAUCCCAGUAGCUGAGGUGGAGUGGCUGAAGAAUGAAGAGGUUAUUGAUCCCGUGGAAGACCGAAAUUUUUACAUCACGAUUGAUCACAACUUGAUCAUCAAGCAGGCCCGGCUUUCUGACACAGCCAAUUACACCUGUGUUGCAAAAAACAUUGUGGCCAAAAGGAAAAGCACCACAGCGACUGUGAUUGUCUAUGUGAACGGAGGCUGGUCUACCUGGACUGAGUGGUCAGUGUGUAACAGCCGAUGCGGGAGAGGCUUCCAGAAGCGCACGAGGACCUGCACCAACCCUGCCCCACUCAACGGUGGUGCCUUCUGCGAGGGCCAGAGCGUUCAGAAAAUAGCUUGCACCACUCUGUGUCCAGUGGAUGGCAAGUGGACAUCCUGGAGCAAGUGGUCCACCUGUGGCACGGAGUGUACUCACUGGCGCCGGAGGGAGUGCACGGCCCCAGCACCAAAGAACGGGGGGAAGGACUGUGAGGGGCUGGUGCUGCAGUCCAAGAACUGCACUGAUGGGCUCUGCAUGCAGGGUUUCAUUUAUCCUAUUUCAACUGAACAGAGAACCCAGAAUGAAUAUGGAUUUUCUUCUGCUCCUGACUCGGAUGAUGUUGCUCUCUACGUCGGGAUCGUCAUAGCCGUGAUCGUGUGCCUGGCUAUUUCCGUGGCUGUGGCCCUGUUUGUCUAUCGCAAGAACCAUCGUGACUUUGAGUCAGAUAUCAUUGACUCCUCAGCUCUAAAUGGGGGAUUUCAGCCUGUUAACAUCAAGGCUGCAAGGCAAGACCUCCUGGCAGUGCCACCAGACCUCACUUCUGCUGCAGCCAUGUACAGGGGUCCUGUUUACGCCUUGCAUGAUGUCUCUGAUAAAAUCCCAAUGACCAAUUCUCCAAUCCUGGACCCGCUCCCUAACUUGAAGAUCAAGGUUUAUAAUACCUCUGGUGCAGUCACUCCCCAGGAUGACCUUUCUGACUUCUCCUCCAAGCUGUCCCCACAGAUUACACAGUCUCUUCUGGAGAAUGAGACCCUGAAUAUGAAGAACCAGAGCCUUGCUCGGCAAACUGACCCAUCGUGCACUGCAUUUGGGACCUUCAACUCCUUAGGAGGUCACCUAGUAAUUCCCAAUUCAGGAGUAAGCUUGCUGAUCCCAGCAGGGGCCGUUCCACAAGGGAGAGUCUAUGAAAUGUAUCUGACAGUUCACAGAAAGGAGAACAUGAGGCCGCCUGUAGAAGACAGUCAAACCCUGCUGACACCAGUGGUGAGCUGUGGCCCACCAGGAGCCCUGCUAACCCGGCCCGUCAUUUUAACCAUGCACCACUGCGCAGAACCAAACACAGAGGACUGGCAGAUCCAGCUGAAGCACCAGGCUGCCCAGGGACCAUGGGAGGAUGUGGUGGUGGUUGGGGAGGAAAAUUUCACCACUCCAUGCUAUAUCCAGCUGGACCCAGAGGCCUGCCAUAUCCUGACAGAAACCCUCAGCACGUAUGCCUUGGUGGGACAGUCAAUCACCAAAGCAGCAGCCAAACGUCUCAAACUGGCCAUCUUUGGACCACUGUCCUGCUCUUCGCUGGAGUACAGCGUCCGGGUCUACUGCCUUGAUGACACACAGGAUGCCCUUAAGGAGGUCCUGCAGCUUGAGCGGCAGAUGGGUGGGCAGCUUCUGGAGGAGCCCAAAGCUUUGCAUUUUAAGGGAAGCACUCACAAUCUCCGUCUGUCCAUUCACGAUAUUGCCCACUCUCUCUGGAAGAGCAAACUGCUGGCUAAAUACCAGGAGAUACCCUUUUACCACAUCUGGAGUGGAUGUCAGAGAAACCUGCACUGCACCUUCACACUGGAAAGGUUCAGUCUGAAUACCCUGGAGCUGGUGUGCAAACUCUGUGUGCGGCAGGUUGAAGGAGAAGGACAGAUCUUCCAGCUCAACUGCUCUGUUUCAGAGGAACCUACUGGCAUCGAUUAUCCUCUCAUGGACUCAGCAGGCACCAUCACCACCAUAGUAGGGCCCAGUGCUUUCAGCAUCCCCCUCCCGAUAAGACAAAAGCUGUGCAGCAGCCUGGAUGCACCUCAGACCAGAGGCCACGACUGGAGGAUGCUGGCCCACAAGCUGAAACUGGACAGGUACUUAAAUUAUUUUGCUACGAAAUCAAGUCCCACUGGGGUGAUCCUGGAUCUCUGGGAAGCCCAGAAUUUCCCUGAUGGCAACCUGAGCAUGCUGGCAGCAGUUCUUGAAGAAAUGGGAAGACAUGAAACAGUUGUUUCUUUGGCAGCAGAAGGAAAUUACUAAUGCAGCCUUGGCGUGAACAGGAAGGACAGACGCAGAGAGCAGUAAUGCCCUGUUAUUGCAAACGAGAAUUGAAAUGAAAACCCAGACCAAUGAGUUACACAAGAGACAUUUCAGAGAAGAAAGCAAGGAAGCAAAUAAACAAAAAAACCAGCCCUGACCUUCACACAUGUUCUCCUUGUACAUUAUCACAGGAUCAAAAAGAAAUCAUGCAAAGUUGUACCUUGAAAAUAUAAAUCAACAUAAUGUUCCUCUCGGCUUGGCUGUACACUGCUUGGUACAGGAUUUUACAGUUUCCUAGGAAACGCUUUUUAUUGCUAUCCAGAUAUAUGGAUAAACUUUCUUAACAAUCCCACUUUCUAUGGAUGUUGUUUACAUCAAAUUCUGGACAGGGGUAAGGAGACUGUCCAUGGCUCUUUAUAUUUUUUGUUUAAAGCCAUUCUAGACAAGGCUAUGGACAGGUGGUUGUGGCUAUUAUUGGUUUCUGGUGAAUUCAGAUUUUGGCUACAAUUCUGCGCAUUGGUUGUCUUGCAAUGAUCCUCUUGUCAUCGUUCUGUUUCCUAGACCUACUUGUAAAAAAAAAAAAAAAAAAAGAAAAUCAGGGUUUGAGAGGUGUGCAUCUGGAAAGCAGGUACUCUGGCUGAUAAGCAGGAACACAGGUAAUGUUCCCUUCCUUUCCCGAGGCAGCCCCACUGAGCCUGUGUGGAGAACAGCUAUAAGAUGGUGGGGAAUGCAGGAUCUGAGUUAGUUUUCAAUUCACACCCUUUCCACCCCUUUGCUAUAUGAGGGGGCCAGAUAUGCAAUUCAGAGUGGUUGGGAGGGAGGGGGAUAGAAACGCAGAAAAAAAUAAAAGAGAAAAGUUACUAUGAUAAUUUUUUUACUGAUUAGUAUCUAGUGCAAGGAUUAUAAUGGCUAUUAUUAUUACCAUUAUUACUUUAUUUCUAAUUUUGUCAGCAGCAGAAUGAAUAAUUUCUGAUUUUAUGGAACCUGUUGUCCCUUUCCUGAAGGUCUUCUAAGACAUGUCCUUCUAUAUGCCAUCUGCCCUUCCCUUUGUCAGCUAUCAUACUCCUCUUCCAAAGUCCUCUGCCAGCCCACACAGGUUGCUCACCUUGUGUUAGCAUUGCUGUGCAUCAUGCUAGAUGCAAAGGCAGUAUAAACUGGUGACACUCUGCUGAAGUCACUGAUCUGCACUCACCAAGUAUCUGACCCAACACCCCUCCCUGGGAUGUUUUACACCACCCUGGUGCUUUCAGGUUGCUCCAAGAAGCAGUCUUGUCCCAAGGUGGCUGUGAACCAGAGGCAGCCUCCCAGUCCGAAUACACAUGGACCACUGGUUCAAGACCACAGGUGCAAGCAUGUGGAGGCACUGACAUUGGCCACCUGAUUUGUGCAUCCAAGGUGGGUCUUCAUAUUGUUUGCUUUGUUGUGUAGUGGUCUAAGAGCCAACAACUCCUGUUUCUUCCCCACAGAGCUGCAGGUACUCACUUUUACUGAAACCCACCACCUUCAGUAAUGUUUGCCAUGGUUGGGGUUACUGACAGUCCAACCCUCUGCUAGGCCAUUUCUGUGUGAGAUGCACUUGGUGAUCUCCAUGGAUACUCCCAGGCUUUGCUGCAGCCUGUGUCAUGUGAGUCUGUGUAGGGCAAUGGAGCGGUGAAGUUGAAAUCCCGUGUGCUGCAGUUUGCUGCCUUCACUGUGCUCCUGCCACCACUGCUGCCUAGUCAGGGAGCUGCAGGUUCUCACUGGCUGACCAGGAGAUGUUUGUCCCUCUAGGCCACCACAAACAGGUAAAGUUUGAAUUCUGCAAAAUGAGCAAACCAAAAAUGGUCGUCCCUGCAAACGUAUUUUGUGUUCUGCUCAGUGAAAAGACUGACUCUUUGAUACAUGACAGUGAAUAGGAUUGCUGUAGUUUUACUGCCAGACUUGUCUGUCCUCUACUUCUCGCACAAAAAGCCUUUCUUCCCCAGCCCACCCGCUCCAGGUUUCCAGCCAGGCCCUGGUUAUUGCUUUUGUGCACACAUGCAUGCCCCAUCCACAUACGUAUUCCCACUCCGUAUGCUUCCUGUGACUGGAGUUGGCUUGUUCUCUUUUGUGGUCUUGGUUUUGUUUUCCCCAAGGCUUUCCAUAUUGUGCUUUUGAAGGUAACUUUGAAAAUGUCAUUGGUCAAAAUGAAAAGAAAAUUUAAUCUGACCUUUUUUUCCAUUUGACAUUUCCGUAGGCUUGGCACCUUUUGUUUCUCAGCUCCCUGACCAGUAAAUAAGGUCAAUCAAAACCAGUGGGGUUUUGAUUGACCGCUGGGCAACAAGCACAAAAAGUUCCCUUCCUUGUAAGAGGUAACUUGGCAGUUUUCCAACCAGCAUUUCAGUGAAAACUGGAGACCAGAGGAUAUACAUUGUAACUUUCAACAUCUGUGUGCGUUUAGCCUGUGUCAGCCCCACCUUCUCUUAAUAUGGAGAUGAUAUGGACAUCCUUUCAACAGCCAACCAUCUUCUUGUUCACCUUGGGCAUCUGAUGCAGCCCAUUGCAAUGCUAAUGUAAAUUUUGCUUUCAACUUCAAGAGGCUUGUACUGGGGCUUUCAGCUCUGCCCUUUCUCCACACUUUUUACUCACCUUGGAGCACUAAAAUAGGUCUCAGCUUUUUUUUCUUAGUUUGUGCUUCUUCACCUUUCCCAUGUGUCCUUUCUUCAUGACUCUGCGUCCAAGGUGGGUGUAUGAGUUGAACUGUCCUUUGACCCUUUCCCAUCUUCAGCUCAGUCUGUGUUGGCUGAUCCCCAGGCUCACUGGUACUCCCCAGCUCUCAGCUUUUGCCAGGUGGGCAGCAUGUGCACCCUUCUCACUGGGGUCAUACCAGUGACACCCAGAAAGUGUCUCAUAGUUAUCUGUAUUGCUAUGAGUGGAUGCUCCUUUUGCCAGCUCUCUGACCUACAUUCUCACACCUCCUGCAAGAAGAACAGAUGAACAACUUUCUUAAAGUAUUCUGGGGCAUUUUCCUUUCCCAGCAUCACAGUAAAGGGGAUUUAUUGUGAGGAAAAAUACACACUGAUUAAGAGGAGCAUCCACAGAGGUGGUCAGGAACAUAACCAUUCAUCACUGAACAUGACUAGGGCAGGAGCAUCACCAUCACUGUGUGGUGGAGCUGCUCUUCUUCCACCCUGGCUGCUCAGAAACCUUCUGUCACCUGCUGCAAUCAUGAGCUGGAUGGUUUCUUCAGCACCUGCUCCAUAAGCCUUUGCAGGAUCCCAGUGCGGCACUGUGUCAGCUGCCCCGGCCCUGACAGGGCAGGGAGAAGGUUCCUCCAUAGAGUCACAGCUCAUCCCAGCAGCUCCACACUCAUUCUUUGCCACUGCUGCCAAAGCAGCUCCCACUUCACCUCACACUUCCCUGCAUUAAUUUUGCCCAGCUUUUUCUUUUUUUCUGGGGGUACAGCAGUGGCCAGGUGUGCAUUGUGGGAGAAGGCUCUGGCAGAGGCUAGUGGUAUUCACCAGUCAGCAUUCCAAUCCUGCUGCCCCAAGGAGGGAGGGUGGGAAGCAAGAGCAGCCAGAUCCGCUCAGGGUAUUAUUUUUCGUGGGAGAAAAACCAGCAGCAGUCCCUCCACUUGGAUUGCAUGGACACAGUGCCAUCUUGUGGGGCUGAGCAGUGGCUCCAGCGUGCUGCUGCCACCACGGCGAGCAACUUCGCGUGGGAAAACGCUUUCCUGUGGGGUGGCUCUGACAAAGACGUUUGGCAGACAGAACAGACUCUUAAAAGUUGUUGUAAAAUUUUAUGUCAGGUAAGCACAUCUGCUUUAAAAGAAAAAAAAAAAGGCUGCAGGCUUCUUAUCCUCCAGUUAUUGCUAUUUUUUAAAAUGCUUAUUGUUUUAGUUGUUCGCCCUUGGCUCUGUACCCGAGCAGUCUUGCUGCUCUCCACGCCAUCUCUUCAUUACAUGUUGAUUGCUAGCGCUAUAAAUAGUAUAUAUAUUAUAUAAAUAUAUAUAAAAUAUCUACUGACUUCGAGGAAAACCUUUAAUUUCCGAGUAAGAACCAUUUAUCGGAGGCAGUCCUUUUCACCUGAUUUUUUUCUUCAGUUCUUCUUGUGUUGUGUUCUUGUAAAGGUGACUGUCAGUGUAUAGGGUAACUUUGGGGUUCGGUUGGUUUUUUUUCCAAAAUUUCUGAUGGCAUUUGGAUCCACUGUAUCUCACUAAACAGUGUAAGACCUAAAUGCUGUUUUACUGAAUCUUGAAAAUUUUGCAGCAGUGAGGGUCUCCCAAUAUUUGCUUCCAUGGGAGACUGAGACUCUUUUCCAUCUCGCUGGCAGAAAUGCAGACACUCAUGAGAGACAUGUUGGAGUCUGCAAUACCCACAGAGCAAAACAUGUCUGUUCCUUGGGUUUCUUCCUAUUUCUGUUGCUUACAUAUAGAAUAAAUGUAUUUACAUGCUGUAAGCCCGUCAUUGUGGACAGUGUCCUAAUGUCUUGUAUUGCUACCUACAAUAGUUUCUUUUUUGUUCUCCUUUUCUUCUUCUGGGGAUGGGGGUAUGGGAAAGGGAGGGGUGGGAGGGCCCUUAGACCAUUGUAUGCUCUAGCCAAGUAGUUACCACAGCUCUGAGGUUAUUUUUAUACACAAUGAUACUGUUGAGAUUUGCUUGAUUUUGUGUUUGUUUGGUUUUUUUAAUCUCAUGUCUAUGACACUUUACUGUAAACUAUCUUACUAAGUGUUCAGAAGUCUUUUCAGGUACUACUCUGGCUCUCAUCUGGCCAUGAAGUAACUUACUGUUUGCAGGCUGGCUUGCUUAAUACCAGGCAGUACAAAGAUGUGAGUGGUUUGUGAAUGGAAACCAAACCUUCGGCCCUUCUCCCGCAGGGACUCCAAUGAGUUACUGGCUUUGGGUCACCACCGCAAUCCAUUCCUAGCUUGCAUGUGAAACCUUGAAUUCAGAAAAUGAGCUGCACUACAGAUUUUUAAAUGCUGGAGCAUGUAUCUCAGACAUCCUCCGAAGUGGGAAUUUAACAGAAAUGUGAAGAGUGUGUGUGUGUGUGUGUGUAUACACAUACAGACAAAGGGGAGAAAACAAAGGACUACUGCUGGAGGCUUUUAGCUCUGAUGUUAGUUAUGGGCAUCCUCUUAUUAUCAACUUUUCCUUGGGAAGGGGAAGGUUAAAAUUCAGUGCUGUAUCAUCACUGCAAGGUCAAAUAGGCAGUAUAUCAAAAGCCAACAGAGUAAAAACUGGCAAGUAACUGGAAUUGGACUUGAACCAAAGCCACGGAAAUGAGCCCUCAAGUUUGGUAGGUCAAGCUCCUUGCUUGAAUAGGAGCAUUUAGUUUAUUUACUUACUUGUCCUUUAAGCUUGACACUGCUGCCUGAAAUCUGAAAAUCCCUUUAUCUGAAAGUCCUUUGAUAAACUCUGCCUGUACGAAAAAGCAGUGAUAAUCCAGUGCUCCCACAAACCUCUAUCCUAAAUAGGUAUUUCACUUUUUCUGUGGUGCUAGUUAAAUGUAUUUAGUACUAGUUCGGUCUCCUCAACUGCUUACAAAGCCUGCCUUCUUCUCUCAAAGCAUCCCAUGUCAUGGCAUGUGAGUACCUUCUGGAUGCCUGUGAAGAAGCAGGAUGUAAUCAGGCAGGGCCCUCCCACAGCUAUGAGGUAGCUCUUCGAGCACUGGCACUCUGCUCUCCAGCUGCCAGCUUGCAGCUGAUGGGACAAUAGCCCCUAGAUGAGAAAAGCUUGCACAGCCCUCAGAGCUUCUUUGGCUGCUGCCAGCUGGCUCUUGCUACCACUUGCCAGUAAAUAUGGGAGCUUGCACGAUACAACUAAAAAGCAAAAUCAACCUGGAAAGUAAACAAAAUUAAGGAGGAGAGGCAAAACACUCUUCUCCCAUAGACCUUCCAAGGUACCUUGCAAAAACAUCUGAGCUGAGAGCCAAUAACCUACUUUGAAGUAGGGUGUGUAACACAGCUGAGACAGAAGUUGUGGCAUUAGCCGGCAUUACUGUUUUCACAUAUCUGCAUGGUAGACUUUAUUUGCUAAAACAUAUUCUGUUUGUUAUUGUUGAAGAGUGGAAAAAAAAAAAGUUAAGAUGAUAUCUUCAGUACUUUUCCAGAGCAAAGAAGGAGGGCCCAUAGGAAAUGAAACAUCUGUGCAACCGAGGUGUAUCACAUUUCUCCCUCCUCUUCCCAUGUCACAGCUCUACCGGGGUUCAUGGGAUUUGUUUUCUUUGCUAUUCAGAUCUGGAGAACUAUUUUGGUUUUGAUUUCCCUAUUGCUGUAUCUUCUAUGCAAUUCCUUUUCUAAAGACUGACUUACUACAGGAGAAGUGCUAGCCAUUGCAUUAUUUGUAUUGCUGUACAGUGGAGGUGUGGUUUACUAGUUCUGAGUGUGCCUCUUACCCCCCUCCCUUUUUCUCCUUCCCUCUGUUUGUAAAUGCCUGCAUUUAUUCUGUCAGCCUGACAUGUACAAAGUGUAAGAAAGAAUUUUUAAACAGGUAAUAAAUUAUAUUUAUAAGCAACUGGAAAAAAA
Pipra filicauda (Wire-tailed manakin) is the source of this 9719-nucleotide messenger RNA. RefSeq names its product unc-5 netrin receptor C (gene UNC5C). Gene Ontology annotation, cellular component: membrane. Bases 383 to 3235 code for a protein of 950 amino acids. Gene Ontology annotation, biological process: netrin-activated signaling pathway. NCBI's taxonomy places the organism in Eukaryota, Metazoa, Chordata, Aves, Passeriformes, Pipridae. The transcript is spliced from 17 exons. The record is from RefSeq and is a predicted model, not a curated record. Gene Ontology annotation, molecular function: netrin receptor activity; protein binding.